CGCAAUCCCAAAGUCGACAACCAUCGCCCUCCGGGCGCGCACACGGCCGAUAAUACUAACCCAAGCAGCGUAAUACCGACAAUCAUCAGAAACGACCGCCGACGACACCACCACCACCCAGGACCUCGCCUACACCGCUCCCCAACCUCCCCCGGAAACUGCGAAAACGACCGGAGCGAACACAACACACAGACAACGACUAUCGACAAAUGGCAUCUUGAUCGCGACCAGCAAACUUCAACCAUCCACAUCGAUACAGACCUGCCAGACGACGACACUGAAAUUAUCAUCGACUCGCGACCGACGCGACCAUGCCCCUAUCCGAUGGGUUCCCCUCGUCUCCUCCCGGCCCAGGCUCCUCCUUGGAAGAGUCCCUGAAAUACUACAAGGCGCAAUAUGAACUGCUAGAGGCGGAACUGGAAGAGUUCCAAACAUCUAGCAAAGAACUCGAGGCCGAGUUGGAAAAGGACAUUGACGCCUCGGAAAAGCGCGAACGACAAUUAAAGGAGAAGGCCAGCAACCUCCAAUACGAAGUGGACGAAUGGAAAGCCAAAUACAAGCAAUCCAAAAGCGAAGCCUCCAAUGCGCAGAAUGCGCUCCAGAAGGAGAUUACAGAGUUGCGCGAUGCCAACCGCAACCUGCAGAUGCGCCUGCGCGACAUUGAAGUUGCCAACGAUGACUUUGAGAGAAAGCAGCGAAACACGGAGUCGUCGCUGGAAGAUAUGGAAGCCAAGUAUAACCAGACAAUUGAACGAAGUGUACUGCUUGAAGAUGAGUUGCGGUCCAGUGAGCAAGACCGAGAAGGAUUGCGCAUUGAAGCACAGCGACUGCGAGAUGAACUCUCUGAUCUCAAGAUCGAGGCCGACAUCACGAAAGAGAAGUUACGAAAAGCAGAGGCCACCGCUCGAAAACAUUUGACCAUACAUCCUAUCAACAUCACCAGCUCGUCUCCCCGUUCAGAACUCUCACCGACCACCACCAAUGCCUCCUCUCCAACGUUCGACACUCCACCAGCAAAGACAGCCUCUUCUUCUGGCCUCUCGGACACACCCACACCCCCUUCCCCUCCGAUAUCAGACAAGUCGAGCAACGUCUCCAAACCCUUCGCGACACCCGGAAUCCCCAAACGAACAUCCCUGGCCAGUGCCACUGCCAUCCAAAGACCAUCGUCUUCCAUUUCCAAUUCGAGACCGAAUGGCCACGUGCGAGGACCUUCGGUCUUGUCUCGAACCGGACCUUCUUCCUCGUUCCGCCAGAGCUUGUCCAAGAAUAGUGCUCUCCCUCAAAGGCCGUCUGGAUUGCCUCAGUCUGCGUCUCUGAUCCAUAUUAGGAACCUCCGGGGCAAGAUGCAGAGACUCGAAGAGCGUGUGCACAAUGCAAGAUCCAAACUUCCUGCGCCUGUGAACACGCCGCCAAAGAUGUCCCCCAGAUCGGGAUCGGCGCUGGGCCAUCACAUUCCCUCGUCGGUGACUGUUCGCAACCGUAAACGGACCGGUGGCAGUACGAUUAGUGGAGUGGACUCGUUACCUGACAAGGCCCAAGAAUCUCCGCUGAAGCCAAAGGGGAGGCCGAGCAGGUCGUCUUUGAGUCUCCAGCAACCACCAUCUCCCACGAGGGGUGACAUGGCCGCACCGCCACCACUACGACCGUCGUCACGAACCAGUGGUAUAUCCGGGCGAUCGUCGUUCGCACCAAGUCACAGCCGACCGCGCAGCCGGGCGAGUGUUUCGGGAUUCCGAGCACCUCUUGGCAGCGGUGUCGGGUCAAACUAUGCACCCAACGCGUCGACGGAUAGAAUCCGACCGAAGAGCAGUCUCAGUAGCUACGGUUAUGAUGGUACCUUGGAUGAAGACGACGGUGAAGAAAUGGCACCGGGUGGAGUUGACAUGAAAGAUACAGCAGCGACACCGACCCCGAGACGGACGACGUUUGCCAAACGAAGCAGUGACGUCGGGUCUGGUAUACCGAGUCCCAGUAAACGGACCAGUUUUGGGAGUGCGGCGACGAAAUUACCUGGUCUGCCUAGACGGCCUAGUACUGGGUUCGUGAGGGUGACCAGCGGGACUGGACCUGGGGAUAUGAUGAGACCUCCAUCUCGACAAUUGGAUCAUGUCCAGGAAGGUUAUGACGUGAAUGAAUCUUAUUGAGUUACUUGUUGACUGUUUGAAAGAGGGCUUUGAGUAAAAUGGCCCAUCGAUGAAUGACACUAGCCCACUGGGCACUUUCAGGAUCAGAAGAAGAAGUGUCAACUUUGGUUUCUUUUUUGUUUGUUCUUGGAAUGAGCUUGAGCAAAAGAGCGGGUUUUGUACGUUGUGUGUGUUAGCGACCACGAUUCUUUGAAACUUCAAACUUGACUCUUCCCUCCUCUAGUCGAACGAGGUCUGAGGUUGAUGUUUGGGGAGGAACAAUGACCACCCCCUCCCCCCUUCCCCCAACAUAGGUGACUUUAGAGAUAGCGUUAUGAGUGUUGUUUUUGUUUGGAGCAACCCAGGAAAUCAU
Messenger RNA from Exophiala oligosperma, 2499 nucleotides. RefSeq lists its product as uncharacterized. Gene Ontology annotation, cellular component: kinesin complex; centrosome; kinetochore. The transcript has a single exon. Gene Ontology annotation, molecular function: microtubule binding. The coding region runs from base 312 to 2147 and encodes 611 amino acids. NCBI's taxonomy places the organism in Eukaryota, Fungi, Ascomycota, Eurotiomycetes, Chaetothyriales, Herpotrichiellaceae. The record is from RefSeq and is a predicted model, not a curated record. Gene Ontology annotation, biological process: cell migration; vesicle transport along microtubule; establishment of mitotic spindle orientation.